Molecule: messenger RNA, 1101 nt
Organism: Cooperia oncophora
Lineage: Eukaryota; Metazoa; Nematoda; Chromadorea; Rhabditida; Trichostrongylidae
Source: the annotation of a GenBank genome assembly
AUGAUAGCAAACCGCAUUAUCGCAUGCGUCGGUGACCGAUUCCCUCGGGAACAGGUCGCUCUUCGGCGUGGGAUAUGGGGAUGCACUCAUGCGCACAUACUGGAUCUAGUAUGCAGAGAUGCUAUUAAGCAUCACCGGGAGUUACACAUGCUUUGGGUGGAUAUGACCAAAGCGUUUGACUCCGUGUCUCACGGCGCUAUACGCUGGACAUUAAAGCAAUGGGAUAUACCAUUGAAUAUCCAGAGAAUACUCUGGAGAAUUAUGUCCAAGCAAAGCGUCAGGUACUGUGGCUUUAAGAGCGGUAAGGCUGUGGUGAGUAGCCCUCUUGAGAUCAGGAAUGGUCUCAUGCAAGGUGAUACCCUCAGUCCUUUGCUGUUUUGCAUGGCCAUAGCGCCUAUCUCAGGUUGGUUGCGCUCAAAUAUCGAGUCGUACAAGACCAGUACUGGCAAUUCCGCCAGAUCAGAAGGUAGCCUUGAGGUAGGACAUAUAUUCUAUAUGGAUGACCUCAAAGUCUACACUACAAGCUGGGACGACCUGGCGAAAGCCAAGGCUGGAAUCCAGAAAGUAGCAAAACAGCUGGGGCUGAGGAUGAAUCCGAGCAAAUGCGCGGUGAAAUCACUCAAUACAGCUAAGGAGGAGCAGAUUGAAAUGGGAGAAAUCCCAAUUCUAGGAUCUAACUCCUUCUAUAAAUACCUGGGCGCAGAACAAGGUACACUUGUUUCCAUGGGGCAAUUAUGGUCCCGUGUCCAGAGUAACGCUUGGGAAACUGCCGUGCGAAUUAUGAACAGUGACCUCACUGUUCGGCAAAAGGUUAAUGGGUUCAACCUUACAGUAAUUCCCAAGAUAAAGUAUGCGGCAUCUUGUGUCGUUUUUGGUGCGGGGCGUCUCGUCUCAUUCCGGAAACAAGCACGAGAUUUCGACAUACGCGUACGGAAGCUGUUAGAAGAAUCUCAUAUGAGAUUUGGAUACAGCUGUGUUCGCAAGACUGUACGUCUAGGAAAGAAGAUGGGGGCCUUGGGAUUCAAGAGCUGCGGAAGAGGAGGUAGAACACACCAUUCGUUUAUACAUGGUGCUACCUCGCCUCUAAUCCAGACUUUAUAG